Otolemur garnettii (small-eared galago) is the source of this 4274-nucleotide messenger RNA. RefSeq names its product potassium voltage-gated channel subfamily A member 4 (gene KCNA4). NCBI's taxonomy places the organism in Eukaryota, Metazoa, Chordata, Mammalia, Primates, Galagidae. The transcript is spliced from 2 exons. The record is from RefSeq and is a predicted model, not a curated record. Gene Ontology annotation, biological process: potassium ion transmembrane transport; protein homooligomerization. The coding region runs from base 1292 to 3256 and encodes 654 amino acids. Gene Ontology annotation, cellular component: membrane; voltage-gated potassium channel complex. Gene Ontology annotation, molecular function: protein binding; potassium ion binding; delayed rectifier potassium channel activity.
GCGUCGUGACUGCACCCGCCCCGAGCGCGGCGAGGCGCUCCCGGCUACUGCGGGGAACGCCACACCCUCGGCACGGCCCUGGCCCCGCCCCCGCCCGGCGCGUCGCGGCCAGGGGAGGCGUGUGCUGCUCCAGCAGCCAGCGGGAGAGCGAGAGGAUGGAUGUUGGAGGAGGCAUUCGGGCUUAACAAGUGAUCGCUGCUGUCUAGGAUUUUGCUUCUUUUCGGGGGAACCUUUACUUCCUUUCCCAGGCAAGCCUGCCUGUACUGAACUCCAGAGGAACCAGAAGUCCCGGGGUCUUUCCUGGGGCCGCCCCAUCCCCAGCCCCAGGCUCCAGCAGCGAAGACUGUGCCCCCCUGGCCAGGAACACAACUUGUUCUUUGGAUAUUUUGGAGCCUCCACCUGCCAAACCGGAGUGAUUCCUUUUACCACUCUCUCCCCAACCCCCCAGAUCAUCCUUCCCCUCCUCCAGCUGUUGAAGCUUGAGAGGGAAAAACAAACCAGUCGGAGGAAUUUUCUUUAUUUUUGUAUUUCACCCCACCGGAGAACGGUGCAGUGCUUCUUCUGCAUGAUUUUAGCCGAAGGAUGCUCUGCAUUGCCUUGAUUUCUAUGGAGACCUCAGAGCUGGUUGUGCUUCUGCUGACACCUCCUCUAGCACCUUCUUUACCUCCCAGGGUCUUUGCCUCUGUCCGUAGCUGGGCAUUGCCCCUGGGUCCAGGAAGCCUUUGAGAGACUGGAGGAUCAUCCUGAGAGACUCUGAGCAGCAAUGGCUGUGUGUACUUCGAACCACAUCUCAACAUGGGUCAAGCCGUCUCUAGAAGGCAAGUGCUAAGACUAAAGGCAUAUUUACAUUUUAUUUAAAUUUAAUGGACUCAGCUUUGGCCAGUUUCCAUGGCAGAAAAAUAUAUUUCUAGGCACAAGCGCUGGCUGUCAGACACCUGCCGCCUUUGAAUCUUGCAGCAUCCUCAGCAACCACGUCUCAGACAUAUUUCCCAAUUUCAACACCUACUCUAAAACCCAGGUGUCUGGGAGACCCCCACAUCGUCUGACUCGGGCUCGGGGGUGCUGGGCUGCUUGUCUCUGGAGAGCAAUGUUGAAUCCCUGAGAAGAGAGAGCAUGGGGCGUGCUGAUUUAAAAACAGAAAAUGCAAAGUCGGACUGAAAAUAUCCUUAGUCUUCCAAGCAAUCUGCUUAAGGGUUCCACACUUACCUUAAUUUGGUGAGCAAAGAAGCUGCCCUAUUUUCCUUUCUUCUUCUUCGACAACUGGAACCAGCCUUUCCCGAACACUACCACCAUGGAGGUGGCGAUGGUGAGUGCGGAGAGCUCAGGGUGCAACAGUCACAUGCCUUACGGGUACGCGGCCCAGGCCCGGGCCCGGGAGCGGGAGAGGCUGGCUCACUCCCGGGCGGCGGCGGCCGCCGCCGUCGCGGCUGCCACGGCUGCCGUGGAAGGCAGUGGGGGGCCUGGGGGGGGCUCCCACCACCACCAUCAGUCCCGGGGGGCCUGCACCUCCCACGACCCUCAGAGCAGCCGGGGCAGUCGGAGGCGGCGGCGGCAGCGGCCGGAGAAGAAGAAAGCCCACCACCGGCAGGGCGGCUUCCCCCACUGCUCCGACCUGAUGCCCAGCGGCUCGGAGGAGAAGAUCCUGCGGGAGCUGAGCGAGGAGGAGGAGGAGGAGGACGAGGAGGAGGAGGAGGAAGAGGAGGGAAGGUUUUACUACAGCGAGGAUGACCACGGCGAUGAAUGUUCCUACACCGACCUGCUGCCCCAGGACGACGCGGGCGGCGGCGGCUACAGUUCUGUCCGCUACAGUGACUGCUGUGAGCGCGUGGUGAUCAAUGUGUCAGGCCUGCGCUUUGAGACGCAGAUGAAAACCCUGGCCCAGUUUCCAGAGACUUUGUUGGGGGACCCUGAGAAGAGGACUCAGUACUUUGACCCUUUGCGCAAUGAGUAUUUUUUUGACAGGAACCGGCCCAGCUUUGAUGCCAUCUUGUAUUAUUACCAGUCGGGCGGCCGCCUGAAGAGGCCGGUCAACGUCCCCUUCGACAUCUUCACUGAGGAGGUGAAGUUUUAUCAGCUGGGGGAGGAGGCCCUGCUCAAGUUUCGGGAGGAUGAGGGCUUCGUGAGAGAGGAGGAGGACAGGGCCCUGCCUGAGAACGAAUUUAAAAAGCAGAUUUGGCUCCUCUUUGAAUAUCCAGAGAGCUCCAGUCCGGCAAGGGGCAUAGCCAUUGUGUCCGUACUGGUCAUCUUAAUCUCUAUUGUCAUCUUCUGCCUGGAAACCUUGCCUGAGUUUAGGGACGACAGGGAUCUCAUCAUGGCACUGAGUGCUGGUGGGCACAGUGGGUUGUUGAACGACACCUCGGCACCCCACCUGGAGAACUCAGGGCACACGAUUUUCAAUGACCCCUUCUUCAUCGUGGAGACGGUCUGUAUUGUCUGGUUUUCCUUUGAGUUUGUGGUUCGCUGCUUUGCGUGUCCCAGCCAAGCCCUCUUCUUCAAAAACAUCAUGAACAUCAUUGACAUUGUCUCCAUUUUGCCUUACUUCAUCACGCUGGGCACGGAUCUGGCCCAGCAGCAGGGGGGUGGCAGCGGUCAGCAGCAGCAGGCCAUGUCCUUUGCCAUCCUCAGGAUCAUCCGCCUGGUCCGAGUGUUCCGGAUCUUCAAACUCUCCAGGCACUCCAAGGGCCUGCAGAUCCUGGGCCACACCCUCAGAGCCAGCAUGCGGGAACUGGGCCUCCUCAUCUUCUUCCUCUUCAUCGGGGUCAUCCUCUUUUCCAGCGCCGUGUAUUUUGCAGAGGCCGAUGAACCCACUACCCAUUUCCAAAGCAUCCCAGAUGCAUUUUGGUGGGCCGUGGUGACGAUGACAACUGUGGGCUAUGGGGACAUGAAGCCCAUCACCGUGGGGGGCAAGAUUGUGGGGUCCCUGUGUGCCAUUGCUGGUGUCUUAACCAUUGCUUUGCCAGUGCCAGUGAUUGUCUCUAACUUUAACUAUUUCUACCACAGAGAGACUGAAAAUGAGGAACAGACACAGCUGACGCAGAACGCAGUCAGUUGCCCAUACCUCCCUUCUAAUUUGCUCAAGAAAUUUCGGAGCUCUACUUCCUCUUCCCUGGGGGACAAGUCAGAGUAUCUAGAGAUGGAAGAAGGAGUUAAGGAAUCUCUGUGUGCAAAGGAAGAGAAGUGUCAGGGAAAGGGAGAUGAGAGUGAGACAGACAAAAACAACUGUUCUAACGCAAAGGCUGUGGAGACUGAUGUGUGAAUUGCUUUCUCCACCCGCCACUGCACCCCCCCAGCAUCUCCAAAUAUAUUUAUGCAUAGAGAGUGCAGUUAUGAAAAUGAAAUAUGCAAAUGAGUCCAAUGCAUACAGUAGUAUACCACUUAAUGGUUAUACGAGGCAUACUUGUUACUAAACUUGUAUUACAUAUCAAAUAAAUGAUACAUCCUGGAGAAGAGGGAGGCUUAUAUAGGAGCAAAUCUAUCUUUAUAUUUUUUAUUAGAAUGCAAGAAUUUUGCACAUUAAUGGAAAAGAUGGUAACAGUAAUGAUGGUUCCAUGGAGGGAAUGUGUGUGUGUGUGUGUGUGAGAGAGAGAGAGAGAGUACGUGUAAGUUAAUUGUCAACCUUGUUAAUAAUUGUGCAGUGACGGGAAAAGUUGGCAUUUUGAAGUAUUUACUAUGUAAGAACUCAUGAAUUUGAGCAGUUUGUUUUAUCAGUGCUUUAAUAGCAUCUCCAAUGUCUUUGGACUCUGUAGUGGUUUUUUAAAAAAAAAAUUGUAAGAAUUACUGUGUAGAAAAAAAAAGAAAGUAAAUUAUUUAAUAGAAUAUAGGUCACAGUUUUAUCUUGGAUUUAAUUAAAGUUUAUUUUUAACUGGAAAUUAACUUUUAAAAAGGCUGCAAGGGCCUUUAGAAAUUGAUUAUAUUUUAUUAUUAAUUUGGGGAAGAUUUGACAGCAAAUGUCUAACGUUAUAGAAGAAAUGAAGUCAGACAAAAUGUAACUAAUUUUGUUUCACAGGUAACAGGACUGGAGUUUUUUUUUUUUUCUUUUGCACUACUUUAUAUACUGGAGAUUGAAAGAGACUUCAUACUGUGAAUGUUUACUAAUGUAACAGUUCAAUGACAAUCAUUGGAAGAAUGAUUUUUUUUUAGUCUUAUUUUAUUGUUCUCUUCCUUUCAUUGUGUGAGACUAAUGACCACGCAGAUCACAGCACAUGAUUCUCUCCUCUUUUACGAUCUAAGUAACUGAUCUACAAAGGGACUAUGAAGUCAAAUUUAGCACCUGA